This is a messenger RNA of Umbelopsis ramanniana AG, 1055 nucleotides long. RefSeq lists its product as uncharacterized. The record is from RefSeq and is a predicted model, not a curated record. Lineage: Eukaryota; Fungi; Mucoromycota; Umbelopsidomycetes; Umbelopsidales; Umbelopsidaceae. The transcript is spliced from 3 exons. Bases 56 to 982 code for a protein of 308 amino acids.
ACUUUCUUUGUUCGUUUCUUUCUGUUGCCCUUUACAUUCCUUUACUUUGUAGAGUAUGGACUUGUGGAGGUCUGGUUACAGUGCGCUGGGCAACUGGAUGACUGAGUUCGCCCCAGGUGUGCCCACAGAAACUGACUGGUCUCAAUCUGUGGUUGGGUCAUGGUACGUUCCUCCAUCACAGCAUGGUUUGGAAUUGAUAUGCCUCUCUCUGGUGUUUGCGCUGGGUACCACUUAUUAUGGCCUGGCUGCCUUUGGUCCCGGUCUCAACCGCAAGCUAUUGUUUAACUUUGCACCAACGAGAAAAGCCAGCCUGGUCGAGCGGACUUUGUUUGCUGCCCUGGUCAUCUCGUUGGCCACUACCUAUAUUCAUAAACUCAUUCGUGGGACCACCUUGUUCAUGCUACAACCCUGCCAUAUGAGCGCCAUCUUGUUGGUCCUUGUGAUGUCGUGGCCCGACAAAUCUUCUCCUAUACCACACGUGUUAUUCAAUAUUUAUCUCCACACUUAUUGGGGAACCAUCGCUGCCCUGCUGUUCCCUGAUCUGCGAGACCACUACUUAAUUGGGGAGACGUUCAAUUUCUUUGCCGGUGAGUUUUUCGCAACUUCGUGGAGUGAUGGAAGGUUGAACAGAAAUACUCAUUCCUUGGCAAUAGAGCACAUUAUCAUCUUGAUUUUACCUUUUUACAUGGUUUACUCUGGUCGAUACCUUGUUUUGCCCGCAUCCUCAAAAGUCGCCAUGUUUGCCUUCAUGUUGUAUGGGUUGUAUCAUUCCCCAUUGAUCCAUGUCGUGGCUCUCAAAUCGACAAUCAAUAUCAACUACAUAUUCACUCCUCCGCCAAUCGGUUUUCUGAUUGAACUAGGUGUCUUAUACCGUCCCUUUCUCUACUUCGUUGCCAUGGCCAAUAUGUUUAUCUCGCGCUAUGUCCUCAUGGGUACCGCCUUAUUUCUAUUACCUAGGAGACGUCAUGCCAAAGCCGACUAAAAAUCGCUGGCUGGCCAUACCAUUUUUUCUUUACAUACUUGAGGAUGAUUGUUUUCCUUCUCGAUUGAUUCUG